Molecule: messenger RNA, 1197 nt
Organism: Sphenostylis stenocarpa
Lineage: Eukaryota; Viridiplantae; Streptophyta; Magnoliopsida; Fabales; Fabaceae
Source: the annotation of a GenBank genome assembly
AUGCUUGUGAUUGCAAUGGAUGCGGACAAACGCGCAUCCACUUCCAUUUCUUUUUCUCCUUCCUCUUCCGACUCUUCUUCAUGCGAACAUUUGGAUCGGCUUGUCGACACGGAAGAGAUGGAAGCGGCGGAGACUCUUGCACAGUUGGCAAUGUGCGACUCUCACUCCACUGAUAAAUGCACCAAACCAGGUGCGACUCCAGUCUCGCAUCUCUCACCGACUCUUCACUCCGAUCCCUCUCUUGGGCCCGAGGUUGCAGAUCAGCAGCUAGAUGAAAAAAUACCCAAUACUGCAUCUGUAGAAACAGAGAAGACUGAGCAGGAUAACUGUUCGAGACACAUUGAGGUGGAGCAGGAUGCUGAUUUAUUACCUAUUUCAGUGGAGCAGGAUGCUGAUUUGUUAUCUAACUCAAGUAACAUUUUAGGUCGAUGUAACAAGUCAAGGAGAAAUUUAACUGCGGAAGAAAAAGAAGCUAGGAGGGUACGCAGGAUAUUGGCAAAUAGAGAGUCAGCUAGGCAGACAAUUCGUCGUAGGCAGGCUCUGUGUGACGAGUUAACAAAAAAAGCUGCCACUUUGGUGGAGGAGAAUGAAAGUUUAAAAAAGGAGAAAGAUUUGGCUUUGAAAGAGUAUGAGUCUUUGGAGACUACAAAUAAGUACUUAAAGGCACAAAUAACCAAGUCAAUGAACACUGAAGUGGAGAAAACUCCUGUUGAGCCUGGGUCAUCUGUGGCUGAGUUUGGAAAUGGACAAUCAUCACCUUCCAGUAGCCUGAAAGAUAAACAAGAUAAUAAACCAUGUAGUUCUAGCUCAUCUUUGAAUACACUGGCAAAUGUGGAUUAUCAAGCCUGGACAGAGGCCAGACUCAUUAAUGAUCCUCCAAGGUUUUCUUUGGAUGGAGGUGAGAAGAAAACAGGAUGUCACAUUUUAGAAAAGUAUCAUGGACCCACACGUUGCUGUAAUGGUCAUGCUUCUGCUUUCAAACAAGAAAACGAACUUAGAUUACAUUCUGCUCCAAACAAUAAAGUAUCUUCAACAGCUUAUAUUGCAACAACUUCACUGGAAAAGAAACAAGAACAAUUCAUUUGUCAGGGAAAAAGUUUAGCGGAUGCAAUUGCUGCUGCAGAAGCAAGAAAGAGGCGAAAGGAGUUAACAAAGCAGAAAAGCAUCCAUAACCGCCAGUCCCGGAUGCAGUGUUGA